Molecule: messenger RNA, 676 nt
Organism: Effrenium voratum
Lineage: Eukaryota; Dinophyceae; Suessiales; Symbiodiniaceae
Source: the annotation of a GenBank genome assembly
UGCCUUCCAUUUGGAGGUGAGCAUUCCAGCGGUCACAACUUUGAUCCAAGUUUCUGAGCCAUGCGAACGGAGUAUCCGUUGCCGGAGGGCAUUGCCUCCUUUCGCGAGUUUUGGCCCUACUACUGUCGUGAACAUACCGACAAGAACAACCGAUCGCUUCAUCUUGCAGGGAGUCUGACAGGCCUGGGGGUGUUUCUACACACCUUGCUGUCCGGCGCCGACAAGCGCCGGCUUUUGGCCUGCCCAUUGAUCGGCUACGGCUGUGCCUGGAUUGGGCACUUCUUCAUCGAGCGGAACAAGCCAGCGAGCUUCAAGUAUCCCUUGUGCUGAUGAUGCUGCUGGGCCGCAUGGACUCAGAGGUCGCUUUGGCGCAUCAGAAGCUCGGGAGCACGCCCUGAGUCGCUGAGCGCCUCGCGACCGACCGCUUCUUUCCGCCGGUUUCGCCGGCGGUUGGCGGGCGGAUCACCCGGUUUCCCUGGACGGACCGCUGAAAUACUGCAGCCGUUGCAAGGGGAAUGCCGUGAUCUACGUUGGAGAUGUGAGCGCUUGGCUCCUUUCCGUGCUGGCUGUCCUCCAGACAAUGUUUGGCGGCAGCUGCAGAAGUUCCGACGGCGUCGAGUUGCAGUCUGAGAGGGAUAGCAACACAGCGAGCCACGUUCAGAUUGCUUUGCAUUGU